AUGGCAUCCAAUCUGCCAGCCCAGCCAAAUCUCCGAGUCACGAUUAUCGCUGCAGAUGGUCUAUACAAGCGCGAUCUCUUGCGUUUCCCCGAUCCCUUCGCGGUGGCUACCGUGGGCGGCGAGCAAACUCAUACGACCUCUGUGAUUAAGAAGACCUUGAACCCAUACUGGAAUGAGCCCUUCGAUCUGCGAGUCAACGAAGACAGUAUUCUCGCGAUUCAGAUCUUCGACCAAAAGAAGUUCAAGAAGAAGGAUCAGGGUUUCUUGGGUGUGAUCAAUGUGCGCAUCGGCGAUGUCAUCGAUCUUCAGAUGGGAGGUGAUGAGAUGCUUACUCGGGACCUCAAAAAAUCAAAUGACAACCUCGUCGUCCAUGGAAAACUAAUCAUCAACUUGUCGACUAACCUCACCGCCACCACCCAAAACCAGGGCAACGGCCUUCAACGUCAGCAGGCACAGUCUUCCACCUCCAGCGGUCUCGUACCCCAGGUCCCAGCUUCGAGUUCCACACCACAGGCCGGCCCCAGCCAUAUCGAUACACCUCCAGCUGCGUCCAGCUCAUCGCUCAACAAUCGGGCUUCCGCAACUCAACCCCCGCCCGGUCCUCCAAACGGGGCCGCCCCGCCUGGCGCCAAUGCUCCCUCGCGUGCCAACUUGAGUUCAUUCGAGGACAGCCAGGGUCGACUACCUGCAGGAUGGGAACGCCGAGAAGAUAAUUUGGGACGGACGUACUACGUGGACCAUAAUACGCGCACCACGACCUGGUCGCGGCCAUCCGCCAACUACAACGAACAUACCCAGCGCAGCCAGCGUGAGGCGAAUAUGCAAUUGGAGCGUCGCGCUCACCAAAGCAGAAUGCUCCCCGAGGACCGUACUGGCGCGAACUCCCCCAACUUGCCCGAUGGCCAACAGCCUGCUACGCCACCACCUGGCGCCGCGGCCCCCUCCCCUACCGCAUCUGGUGGUGCCGCCGGUGGAGCAGGCUCUCAUGCCAAUGCAGUCUCCAUGAUGGCUACGGGAGCAACCACUGCAGGCACUGGAGAGCUUCCGCCAGGAUGGGAGCAAAGGCAAACUCCGGAAGGACGAGCAUACUUUGUUGAUCAUAAUACGCGAACCACGACCUGGGUUGAUCCUCGCCGACAGCAGUACAUCCGCAUGUAUGGACAAAACCAGAACCAAGGCGGAAACAACACUACUAUUCAGCAACAGCCCGUGUCUCAACUCGGACCCUUACCGAGCGGCUGGGAAAUGCGUCUCACCAAUACUGCUCGAGUCUACUUCGUGGAUCACAACACCAAGACGACUACUUGGGACGAUCCCCGACUGCCUUCAUCACUGGAUCAGGGUGUUCCCCAGUACAAGCGUGACUUCCGUCGCAAGUUGAUCUACUUCCGCUCGCAACCUGCCCUGCGGAUUAUGUCCGGACAGUGCCAUGUCAAGGUUCGCCGUAAUAAUAUCUUUGAGGAUUCGUACGCCGAGAUUAUGCGUCAGAGCGCCUCCGACCUCAAGAAGCGGUUGAUGAUCAAGUUUGACGGUGAAGACGGUCUCGACUAUGGUGGUCUUUCUCGUGAAUUCUUCUUCCUCCUUUCCCACGAAAUGUUCAAUCCCUUCUACUGUCUCUUCGAAUAUUCCGCUCAUGACAAUUAUACCCUGCAAAUUAAUCCCCACUCUGGCGUCAACCCUGAGCAUCUGAACUACUUCAAGUUCAUCGGCCGAGUAGUCGGUUUGGCGAUUUUCCAUCGUCGUUUCCUGGACUCGUUCUUCAUUGGUGCCUUCUACAAGAUGAUGUUGCGGAAAAAGGUGACGCUGCAAGACAUGGAGGGUGUCGAUGAGGAUUUGCAUCGCAACUUGGCCUGGACCUUGGAUAAUGACAUUGAGGGAAUUGUUGAACUCACAUUCUCCGUGGAUGAUGAGAAGUUUGGAGAGCGUCGGACUAUUGAUUUGAUACCCGGUGGUCGGGACAUCCCCGUCACCAACGAGAACAAGCCGCAGUAUAUCGAGCUAGUGACGGAGUGGAAGAUCAUGAAGCGGGUUGAGGAGCAGUUCAAUGCAUUCAUGUCUGGAUUCAACGAGUUGAUCCCGGCUGACCUUGUCAACGUUUUCGACGAGCGUGAGCUGGAGCUGCUCAUCGGUGGUAUUGCCGAUAUCGAUGUCGAUGACUGGAAGAAGCACACCGACUACCGCGGUUACCAGGAGCAGGAUGAGGUUAUCCAGAACUUCUGGAAGAUUGUUCGCAGCUGGGAUGCCGAGCAGAAGUCGCGUCUGCUCCAGUUCACGACUGGUACCUCGCGUAUCCCCGUCAACGGCUUCAAGGAUCUGCAGGGUUCGGAUGGACCCAGACGGUUCACCAUCGAGAAGUCUGGUGACCCCGCGGCUCUGCCCAAGUCUCACACUUGCUUUAACCGUCUCGAUCUGCCUCCGUACAAGACUCACGAGACCCUGGAGCACAAGAUGUCCAUUGCUGUGGAAGAGACGCUCGGAUUCGGACAGGAAUAG
This is a messenger RNA of Penicillium cataractarum, 2493 nucleotides long. Its product is annotated as NEDD4 family E3 ubiquitin-protein ligase. The transcript is spliced from 8 exons. The record is from RefSeq and is a predicted model, not a curated record. The coding region runs from base 1 to 2493 and encodes 830 amino acids. NCBI's taxonomy places the organism in Eukaryota, Fungi, Ascomycota, Eurotiomycetes, Eurotiales, Aspergillaceae. Gene Ontology annotation, molecular function: protein binding; ubiquitin protein ligase activity. Gene Ontology annotation, biological process: ubiquitin-dependent protein catabolic process.